ACCAUUUAUGCAGUCUUCGUUCGUCUUAGACUUGGACAUCAUUCGGAUCAUGGGAAUAAUUAACCCUGAAACGAUUGCGCAAGAGUACGAACAUGAAUCCCUCAACGGUAGCGUCGUCACGUUCGAAGACCUGGAUCACCCUAAUCGCAACUUACCAACCCCCUCGCAACGAGCACAAAAGCUUGGGUACAUAGCCGAAACUUAUGAGGUCGUUACAGAGGAUGGAUACAUCUUGCAGAUGCACAGGAUCUUAGGGUCCAAGAAGAGUCCCAAGUCCAAUGACAAGCCCCCUGUACUGCUAGUCCACGGACUUCUGGAUUGCUCAGCCUCGUGGGUGUUAGCGAGUCCUGAAAAAGGUUUAGGUUAUAUGUUAGCUGAUCAGGGAUACGAUGUAUGGAUGGGCAACGUACGCGGUAACAGAUACUCCCGGAAACACAAGCAAUAUACUACUGCGGAUAAAAACUACUGGAUGUUCAGCUGGCACGAGAUAGGGAUGUUCGAUAUUCCAGCGAUGAUAGAUCAUGUCUUGAAGGAGACCAAACGGGAGAAGAUUCUAUACGUGGGUCAUAGCCAGGGGAGCACUUCCUUCUUUGUCAUGGCGAGCGAACGGCCGGAGUAUCAACAGAAACUUGUGGCGUCGUUCAAUAUGGCGCCGGCGGUUUUCAUGUCCCAGGCGACGCACCCUUUCAUCUGCUUGUUGUCACCUAUUGUCAACGAUUUAAAUGCACUGAUGAGUAUGAUAGGUAAGAACGAGUUCAAGCCAUCGGGUCCCUUUAUAAGAACGGUGGCGAAAAUUAUAUGCGAUGAUGAUGCUCCUACGCAACCAAUUUGCACAAAUGUAAUGACACUCUUUGGUGGACGUAACGAAAAGGAAUUGAACUAUACUCUUCUACCUGACAUUGGGCAAUAUGAUCCUGCUGGUGCAUCUAUCAGACAAUUCACACACUAUGCACAGUUGCAAACAUCUGGGAACUUUGAACAAUUCAAUUAUGGCCCAGUGGAUAAUAUGAUAAAGUAUGGCAGCAUAAACCCUCCUAAGUAUGACCUUGCUAGUAUCAAAAUGCCUGUUUAUUUAUUCUAUGGUAACAAUGAUGAAAUGGUCAGCGUGAUGGAUUUAAACGAAUUGUACAGGAAGCUACCGAACGCUAAGAAAUUUUUGGUCCCGUACAAAUGGUUUACGCACCUUGAUUUCCUUUGGGCUAUGAACAUUGAUACUCUAGUGUAUAAUAAUAUGCUUGACCUUAUGGCAAAAUACAAGAUUUGAAUCUAACUUUUUAAUAAAAUGUGAUAAUAAUUGUGCAUAUACAUAUAAUUGUUUCUAUUUACAAUUUAACCUGUAAACAAAAUACCUACAUACACCGUACAACGUCUCAACGAUAAAGCUACCGACGCUUACGCCUAUCUAAUUUUACCAGGAGUUGUUAAAAAGACUUGUUUUUGGAAAUAAUUAUUUGUAGAAUCCGAAACGCAAUGAGGUCGUAUUUCAGCUGUUACAAGAGCAAGAAAGAGAGGGUCACACUCGCGUUCUUUAUCAAUUUCCCGAAGUUAUACGAAGUACCGAGCUAACGUACACGAUGCACUCAAUUAUGCCCACAUUGCCUACAAUACAUUCUUGAAUAAACGAACCAAUGAGAUACUUUCGCAAGUCAUGUGGUUGUGUUAUUAGAAGUCAUCUUUCUAUUGAAUGAACAAUAAAUUAAUAAUUUUAAGUUGCACAAAGAAUGUUUCUAACUAAAUAUACGUUCAUUUUAAAAUAAAAAUUGUAGAUAAAUGUUGUUACGCUGUUGGGCUUAGUACAUAUAGCGCCGCGACGGGAAUUAACGGAAACUCGAUUAAUGACCAUCGAGUACGCGAUCACGUAACUCCAUUAAAAUUCGAAGCGAGAUUCAAAGGAACCAGCGUCUUACAAUGUACAUCGAUCGUGGUCGAUCAAGCAGAGAAAGUCAAGGGUCGAGAGAGAAAAGAAGACUUAGAAAUACUUGGUUUAUUUUUUGAAGGC
Messenger RNA from Colletes gigas, 1999 nucleotides. RefSeq names its product lipase 3-like. The transcript is spliced from 9 exons. NCBI's taxonomy places the organism in Eukaryota, Metazoa, Arthropoda, Insecta, Hymenoptera, Colletidae. The record is from RefSeq and is a predicted model, not a curated record. Bases 8 to 1264 code for a protein of 418 amino acids. Gene Ontology annotation, molecular function: hydrolase activity, acting on ester bonds. Gene Ontology annotation, biological process: lipid metabolic process.